CUCGGUAGGAAUCAGGUAACCAGAAAGGACGCAAAACUAAACGCCAGACAUGUUUGGAAUGAGACAGCGAAGAAAAAUCGUACUGACCAUGUACAUGUACUUGAUUUUAAUCUUCCUUCUAGAAUGGAGCCUUUCCGCAUCAAGCAUUGUCCGGGUACUGUCCUGGAUGUUGUAGUUGAAAUCCCGGACACUGAAACAGUAGAUGGAAAUCGAGUUCGGAGAACUAGAGCGGCGCCACAGGAUCGUGGAGUAUCAUCGGUCAGUGCCCCGAUAGAGCCACGAGAUCGAUGUCCGCAGGUUCAUAGCGAAUCACCGUGCAUUUCUCCAUUGAACUCGGUAGAGCCGCGAGAUCGAUCACCGCAGGUUGAUAGUGAAUCAUCAUUUUACUCGGUAGAGCUACGCGAUCGAUGUCCCCAGGUUCAUAGCGAAUCAUCAUUUAACUCGGCAGAGUCACAAGAUCGAUCGCCGCAAUCCACUCCCCAGAACAACGGCAGCAGCAACAUUCAUAACCCCGAAGAGGCGCUCAGCAAUCAGGGCAGCGAGGGACCCUCCACUGCGAUGGCGCAUUUAAUGGGCGAUGGUGAUUCCCAAAACUAUCACGAAGCCUUGAGGUGUUUGCUUCAAGCUGCUAACCAAGGACAUUCCAAUGCGCAAUACAAGCUAGGCGAGAUGUACGAAAAUGGCGAGGUCGUGGAUCAAGACGCCUCCGAAGCCGCCAAGUGGUAUGAAAAGGCUGGCAGCCAAGGAAACACCAAUGCUCAGCGUAAACUAGGGAUCAUGUUCAAACACGCCCAUGGAGUUCCAGAAGACUAUACCGAAGCCCGAAAGUGGUUUAAAAAAGCAGCCGACCAAGGGGACGUCUAUUCCCAGGUGGAACUAGGAUUUAUGAAGAAAAAUGGCCAAGGUGGUCCAAGAGAACUUGGCAGGGCUCUCGAGCACUUUGGCAAAGCUAUUGGCCAAGGACUUGUCAAAGGUCUUCGUUUCUAGUGAAACUAUCUUGUACAUUAGCUGUCCAGCUUUAGAGCGCAGAGGAGAUGACUGAAUAAAUGCUACAAACCAUCUCUCUAAAGAUGUAAGCAUUCGCCUCCUCGAUAUGGCUUCAUGUACCGAAUGGUCAUUUGAAUAACGCAUCGCCCAUUUCAUAGCAGCAACGAAAAGUGGAUCCUUUGCGCUAUAUUCGCAUAGAGAACAUAAUAGCUGGCAGAGUCGAAUAACAUGACGAUUCACGCUUAUUAUCCGAUGGCCAGGACCAUACACAG
Messenger RNA from Gamsiella multidivaricata, 1259 nucleotides. RefSeq lists its product as uncharacterized. The transcript is spliced from 2 exons. The coding region runs from base 124 to 987 and encodes 287 amino acids. Lineage: Eukaryota; Fungi; Mortierellomycota; Mortierellomycetes; Mortierellales; Mortierellaceae. The record is from RefSeq and is a predicted model, not a curated record. Gene Ontology annotation, molecular function: protein binding.